AUGACAUUUACCCAGUACUGUCAUCUGCCGAUUCGUGGACGGGCAGAAACGAGAGAGAAACCUUAUCUGAAAGACCUUUGUAAUCCGAGCAUUGAAACUAACAGCGAAUUGGCGGUAAACCCGCGUACGUACACGGAUGAAAAACCGUACCGAUGUGAGAUAUGUGACAAGAAGUAUAUUAGUAAUAGCAAACUGACUGUACACCAGCGGACGCAUACGGGUGAAAGACCGUACCGAUGUGAUUUAUGCAACAAGUCGUUCUCUCAAAGCUGCAAUCUGACUACACACCGGCGGACGCACACGGGGGAAAAACCAUACCGGUGUGAUGUGUGCGAAACAUCGUUCUCUCAAAGCUGCAGUCUGACCAGACACCAGAGGACGCACGCGGGUGAAAGACCUUACCGAUGUGACGUGUGUGAUAUGGCAUUCUCUCAGAGAAUCUUACUGAAUGUACACAAGUGGACGUAUACGGGUGAACAACAGUACAAGUGUGAUGUGUGCGAAAUGACAUUUACCCAGUACAGUCAUCUGCCGAUUCGUGGACGGGCAGAAACGAGAGAGAAACCCUAUCUGAAAGACCUUUGUAAUCCGAACAUUGAAACUAACAGCGAAUUGACGGUAAACCCGCGUACGUACACGGAUGAAAAACCGUACCGAUGUGAGAUAUGUGACAAGAAGUAUAUUAGUAAUAGCAAACUGACUGUACACCAGCGGACGCAUACGGGUGAAAGACCGUACCGAUGUGAUUUAUGCAAUAAGUCGUUCUCUCAAAGCUGCAAUCUGACUACACACCGGCGGACGCACACGGGGGAAAAACCAUACCGGUGUGAUUUAUGCAACAAGUCGUUCUCUCAAAGCUGCAGUCUGACCAGACACCAGAGGACGCACGCGGGUGAAAGACCUUACCGAUGUGACGUGUGUGAUAUGGCAUUCUCUCAGAGAAUCUUACUGAAUGUACACAAGUGGACGUAUACGGGUGAACAACAGUACAAGUGUGACAAAUGA
Rhopalosiphum maidis (corn leaf aphid) is the source of this 1005-nucleotide messenger RNA. Its product is annotated as zinc finger protein 98-like. The record is from RefSeq and is a predicted model, not a curated record. Bases 1 to 1005 code for a protein of 334 amino acids. Lineage: Eukaryota; Metazoa; Arthropoda; Insecta; Hemiptera; Aphididae. The transcript has 2 exons.